This is a messenger RNA of Manihot esculenta (cassava), 1827 nucleotides long. Its product is annotated as probable WRKY transcription factor 9. The coding region runs from base 82 to 1626 and encodes 514 amino acids. Lineage: Eukaryota; Viridiplantae; Streptophyta; Magnoliopsida; Malpighiales; Euphorbiaceae. The record is from RefSeq and is a predicted model, not a curated record. The transcript has 5 exons. Gene Ontology annotation, biological process: regulation of DNA-templated transcription. Gene Ontology annotation, molecular function: DNA-binding transcription factor activity; sequence-specific DNA binding.
GGUGCCUCAAAAGCAGCAUUCACAGAGAGAGAGAGAAGAAAAACAAAGAAGAGAAAUUUAUUGUAUCCUGUGAUCUCUCGAAUGGGUAGAGAAGAAAAGAAAAUGGAGAUUGAUCUUUCCCUGCAAAUAGACACUGAAGACAUAGAAGAAGAAGAGGAGGAAGAAGAAGAAGAAGUUCAAGAAGUUGAAGAAAAUGGAGAAGAAGAUGAGGAAGAUUUGCAAGAAAUAAAUGAAAAUGAAGCAACAGCAACAACAGCGACAACAGGAGGAGAAGUAGUAGAUGAUUCUUCUGUAGAAUUAUCCUUGCAAGAUAACAACAAAACAGAAGAGUUAUCUGCUUUACAAAUGGAGAUGAAUAGAAUGAAAGAAGAGAACAAAGUCUUGAGAAGAGUUGUAGAAAAAACCAUGAAAGAUUACCAUGAUCUUCAAAUGAAAUUUGCAGUUAUCCAACAAAAUACCCACAAGGAUCCACAUAUCUUUCUCCCACUUAAUGGUGAUGACAAGAGAGCUGUUCAAGAACCAAUAGGAUCAGUUCCAAAAUUUUUGGAUUCUAACAAUCAAAGAAGUUUAGAACCUUUUCUACCAAAGGAUAAUGAUAGGAUUAUUGAAGAAAAAGAAUUAAGCCUGUCAUUAAGGCUGCAAACUGAUUACUCAGAUCAUCAUCAUCAUCAGCAAGAAAGAGAGGAAGAUCGUAAAGAAGAGAAUAAGGAAGAAAAUGGAAACUGUUCAUGGGUGCCAAGUGAUAAUAAUAAGCUUCAAAAAACUGAUCAUCACUUGGCUGGAAUCACUACUCAUGCUCCUACUCCACCCAACAGAAAAGCUAGGGUUUCAGUCAGAGCUAGAUGCCAAACAGCAACAAUGAAUGAUGGUUGCCAAUGGAGAAAAUAUGGACAGAAAAUUGCCAAAGGUAAUCCUUGCCCCCGAGCUUACUACCGUUGCACAGUAGCUCCAGGAUGUCCAGUCAGAAAACAGGUGCAAAGAUGCCUAGAAGACAUGUCAAUCCUUAUAACAACAUAUGAAGGAACCCAUAAUCACCCGCUACCUGUGGGAGCAACAGCCAUGGCGUCAACUGCUUCAGCAGCCGCUUCCUUCAUGUUAUUGGAUUCAAGCAACCCUCUAUCUAAUGGGUUUCAUAAUUUCACCCAAUCAUCAUCACUUCCAUAUCAAGGUGGCAGCAUGGGCCCUCACAUGUUUUAUCCUCAUUCAUCGCCUUUCAGAAGCAUAAACCCUAAUGAUCCUUCUAAAGGAAUUGUUCUUGAUCUCACAAACGACACUCCAGAAAGAUUCUCAUUACCCAUCUCAUCUUCAUCAUCAUCACCAGCGUUGCCCUUAUUUUCUUGGAUGCAAAACAAGUCGUCGUCAUCAUCGAGUCACCAAAAUAAUGGGAGUAAUAAUGAAAAUGUUACAACUAUUGCAUCUGAUCCAAAUUUUAGGGUUGCUGUUGCUGCUGCUAUCACAUCUCUUAUCAAUAAAGAAAAGGGUACCCAUCAUGCUAUGGAGUCUCCUUCGGUUCCUAAUAAGGAGGGAGAAGGUGGUAGUUCAAGUAGCAGGAAUUGGGUUCUUGAAUCUCUCUCUGCUGCAGCUGGUAAGCCAAUCAGAAAUUCAUCACCUUUAGAAAAUUUGUAAAAGAUCAAUAAUUUAUUCAAAAACUCAAUUAGGGUAUACACAGAUUCUGUAAUAUUAGCCUUGUUUAGGUUUUGUUAUAAUGUUCUUCCCAAUAAAACUCAUACUGGAUUGUUCAACGUUCUUUUUCUUAUUAUCAAGAUUUUUUUUUUCUGUAUUUACUUGAAUUUAAUAUGAUUCAAGGAAGUUGACAACUACCCUUCU